Messenger RNA from Pyricularia oryzae 70-15, 1968 nucleotides. Its product is annotated as V-type proton ATPase subunit B. Gene Ontology annotation, biological process: proton transmembrane transport; ATP metabolic process. Gene Ontology annotation, cellular component: proton-transporting V-type ATPase, V1 domain. The record is from RefSeq and is a predicted model, not a curated record. The coding region runs from base 162 to 1706 and encodes 514 amino acids. Gene Ontology annotation, molecular function: ATP binding; proton-transporting ATPase activity, rotational mechanism. Lineage: Eukaryota; Fungi; Ascomycota; Sordariomycetes; Magnaporthales; Pyriculariaceae. The transcript has 7 exons.
GAGCACAAGCAACCACAGCCGCCACCUCCAUCAGUCUCGACCUGAUCGGCCAUCUAUCUAUACAACCACUUUCGCUGAUAUCGCAUCUUCUCUCAGGUUAGUUGCCUAGAGAGAUAUUCGUUCGAAUCGCUUAGGUGAAAUCUCCUCAUCCAAACGGCGCAAUGGCGGACCCUCGAGAGUCGUCAUCCUACUCGGUACUGCCGAGAAUCAGGUACAACACCAUCGGUGGUGUCAACGGUCCGCUUGUUAUUCUCGACAAUGUCAAAAACCCCAGCUACAACGAGAUCGUGUCCCUCACCCUGCCUGAUGGAACCACACGGUCAGGACAGGUUCUUGAGGCGCGAGGCAGCCGUGCCAUCGUACAGGUCUUCGAGGGCACAUCAGGCAUCGACGUCAAGAAGACAAAAGUCGAGUUCACUGGCGAGAACCUGAAGCUCGGUGUUUCGGAAGACAUGUUGGGCCGCAUCUUCGACGGAUCUGGCCGACCUAUCGACAAGGGUCCCAAGGUACUCGCUGAAGACUUUUUGGACAUCAACGGACAGCCGAUCAACCCUUACUCCAGAGUGUACCCUGAGGAGAUGAUCUCGACUGGUAUAUCCGCCAUUGAUACCAUGAACUCGAUUGCUCGUGGACAGAAGAUUCCUAUCUUCUCGGCCUCAGGUCUACCACACAACGAGAUUGCUGCCCAGAUUUGUCGGCAAGCCAGCUUGGUCAACAAGGAGGGUGUUACGAACAAGGGCGUUCACGAUGGCCAUGAGGAGAACUUCAACAUUGUGUUUGCAGCCAUGGGUGUCAACCUGGAAACUGCCCGCUUUUUCACUCGUGAUUUCGAGGAGAACGGCAGUCUCGAACGCACAACCCUCUUCCUGAACCUUGCUAAUGAUCCAACUAUCGAGCGUAUCAUCACACCCCGUCUUGCACUCACCACUGCCGAAUACUACGCCUACCAGCUCGAGAAGCACGUGUUGGUUAUCCUUACCGAUUUGUCUUCGUACUGUGAUGCUUUGCGAGAGGUCUCGGCUGCGCGUGAAGAAGUGCCAGGUCGCCGUGGUUUCCCUGGUUACAUGUACACGGAUUUGUCCACCAUCUACGAGCGCGCCGGACGUGUCGAGGGACGAAAUGGAUCCAUUACGCAAAUCCCCAUUUUGACCAUGCCCAACGACGAUAUCACCCACCCGAUUCCCGACUUGACUGGUUACAUUACCGAGGGUCAGAUUUUCGUCGACCGUGGUCUUGACAACCGUGGUAUCUACCCACCCAUCAACGUCCUGCCGUCUCUUUCGCGCCUCAUGAAGUCGGCCAUUGGCGAGGGUAUGACGCGCAAGGACCAUGGCGACGUUUCAAACCAGCUGUAUGCAAAGUACGCCAUUGGACGUGACGCGGCGGCUAUGAAGGCUGUCGUUGGUGAAGAGGCACUAUCGGCUGAAGACAAGCUCUCCCUCGAGUUCUUGGAGAAGUUUGAGCGUACUUUCAUCAACCAGGGUCCUUAUGAGGCGCGCACGAUUUACGAGUCUCUGGACCUUGCCUGGUCUCUGCUCCGCAUUUACCGGAAGGACAUGUUGAAUCGUAUUCCGGCCAAGAUCAUCAACGAGUACUACCAGAGGACAUCUGAGCGCAAGGGCAAGGCCAAGGCACAAGACAAGCCGAGCGCCCCUGGAACCUCGGCGGCUGGUAACCCAGCGGAGGAAAACUUGAUCGAUGCCUAAGUAAUCACUGACUCCCCGUCAGCAGGAUCGAGUUGAUAGGCAAUCAGAAGCAAAGUUGGUGGUAGGAGCCGCAUCGUUGUGCAUAGAAAUUUGAGUAGGAGAUUUUCCCGAUGGCUCUUCAGAGUGUUAAACAAGUUGUGUCGGUGUUAUGCAUUCAAUAUUUUAGCACAAUUCAGUCUUCUUGGAAACAACGAAAUUUAAAGUAGAGAACGGCAUGCGUAACAUUGAAAAGACAAGAAACACACAAACAUACAAUCACAAU